UUGGAGUUGGCUCUUUCAAACUCUCUUUUUACUCCUGAACUUCAAACGCAAAAAACGGCUCUAGAUCAUCGGCCGUGCUCAAAAGAAGAACAAAGCAUGGCCGCUCCAGAAGCCCCUCUCUGCUAUGUCGGUGUUGCUCGCCAAUCCGCUGCGUUCCGUCUCAUGAAACAAAUGGGAUGGGAAGAAGGAGAGGGGCUAGGGAAAGACAAGCAAGGGAUCAAAGGACAUAUUAGAGUAAAAAACAAACAGGACACUACUGGUGUUGGCCUAGAGAAGCCAAAUCCAUGGGCAUUUGAUACGGCACAAUUUGAUAGUAUACUGAAAAGAUUGAAAGUGGUAUUUGAAAAGGAGGAAGCUCAAGCAGAAACUGAGACUAAUGUUUCUAAUGAUGCUGAAGAUCAAGUUGUCAAGACCACUCGAGCACGAGGAAGAUAUAAGAAGAGAGAGCGAGGGAAGCUUGUCCAUGGAUAUUCUUCAAAGGAUCUUGAAGGAAUUCUUAUCAAAAAGGUUGAGGAGCAGCCACAGAUUGAUCCCAGUAAAGAUGAUGUGUUGGAAUCUGCAGAGGGAUCUGAGAAUCAAGAUUUUUGUACUGAAGGACACAAAAUUGAAGAAUUAUCACCAGAUUGGUGGGGCUUUAAAUAUGGGUUUAUCUCUGGAGGUUAUCUUGGGGCAAGCUCUACUAGAAGGAAAUCCCUUAAAACAGGAGAUGCUCAAAAGAGUAACAAAAGGACUUCAUUUUGUGAAGAUGACCAGGAGAAUCUCUACAAACUUGUUCAAGAUAAAUCCACCACUGGUAAGCAAGGACUGGGCAUUAAGGACCGGCCAAAGAAAAUAGCUGGUGUCCGCUUUCAGGGACAAAAGACAUCCUUUGAUGAUUGUGAUGAUGAGGAGUCUGCUGAGGAACCAUCCAUUGAUUUUGGUUUAUCAGCAAAACGAAAACGUGAAGACUCAUCGGAGAUGGAAAAGAUUGAUGAACCCAAAAUGAAGUUGAAAAAGUUGUGUAAAAAGCUUCUUCAACAGGUACCUGGAGAGUCAUUAAAGCUGAAAGAGCUGAAAGUUCUUAUUGAUGAACAUUCCACGCAGUUCUUAUCCAGCUUCUCAUCCAAGAGAGAUGCUCUUGCUUACUUGAGACGAAAGUUAGAUGGUAGUUCGAAGUUCUCUGUAGAGGGAAAGCGAGUUAGUCUCACAUCGAGGAGAGGCUGAAAAUUUUUGUUAGAUUUCUGAGAUCCUGUAACGGUCUGUAAAUUGCAGCUGAGACUGGAUUAGCAUCGCAUCUAUAUGUUAUUUAUAUGUCAUCUAAUUAUUGGAUUUGUUGUGGUAACGUGCUAGGAAUUUUUAAUUUUUAAUUUAUUACUCAUUUUAUUUCUUGAUCAAAUAUAAGAUCCAGUAGUGUCAAUGGUUGUAUUGUAUUAUUAGAUUUGUAUCUUAAAAAAUGGUGGCUACGAUUUUGUCACCAAAGCGUGAGAUUAAUAAAUAUAUAGCGAACCUUUACAGCUUUACUGUGAAAA
Molecule: messenger RNA, 1508 nt
Organism: Pistacia vera
Lineage: Eukaryota; Viridiplantae; Streptophyta; Magnoliopsida; Sapindales; Anacardiaceae
Exons: 10
Coding region: 97-1203 (368 amino acids)
Biological process (GO): regulation of ribosome biogenesis
Cellular component (GO): nucleolus
Molecular function (GO): nucleic acid binding
Source: RefSeq, a predicted model, not a curated record